GGCGAGAGCCUUUCAUUCAUUCGAUAGGAGGAAAUAGCUUCUUUGAAACGGACAUGCAUUCGAGAUGGAUGCUCCAAUGCUCACCACAGAUAAGUAAUCUCAAUGUAAGGGUUUUCGUAGUCCGCGUGUCACCGUAGAGAGACUACCAACAUAUCCAUCACAUCCUCCACCAUCAUGACCGACCGCAAGGAUACGAAAGAGUUGGCCAGCGGCUACACCACCGUCAAUACCACCCAAUUCAACGCCGCCCUAUUCCUCCUCGACCGUCUCAAAGUCUCGCCUGAAGACCAUGUCCUCGACGUCGGCUGCGGGCCUGGUAACCUGACCCUGCACCUCAAGAACCUCGUCGGCAACGCAGGCACGGUCAUCGGCUUCGACCCAAGCUCCCAACGGAUCGGCAUCGCCAACGAGACGCAGACCCCAGGCGUAUUCUUCUACGUGGGCAUCGCGGAGGAUCUCUCGCGACAUGCAGAUGCAACCUUCGACAUCGUCUUCGUCAACUCAACGCUCCACUGGGUCCAAGACCAACCCAAGGCGAUCCGGGAAUUCGGCCGCGUCCUGAAAUCCGGCGGCCGCCUGGGGAUCUCGGGAGGUUCGGGAGACUUCGUCGCAAUCCACGAGAAGAUCAAGGAGGACGUCCUUUCGCGGGAACCUUACAGGCAAUACCCUGAGACGGGUGGGCCGAAUUUCCUCAAGAAAAAGGAACUGGAGACUCUCUUGGCCGACGCGGGAUUCGCGCAGACGGAUAUCGUGACGAAUACGAUUGUCAAGUCGGCGGGGAGUCCGGAUGAGAUGAUUAAUUGGUUGGAUACGAGUUCGUCCGGCCAGACGUAUGGUGGGAUCCCGUUGGAUCUGAGACCGAAGGCGAGGGAGGAGAUGAAGCGGGAAUGGGAGAAGUAUAUUAACGAGGCGGGAGGGAUUGAUAUGGAUAUGGAGCUGCUUGUGACGGUUGCUGUCAAGGGCUGAAUUAAUGACAUCGAGAGACAUUGUUGUGUCUAUUUCCAUCAACAAAAGCAUUCACUUCGAAUUCUUUCCAUGUUCAUGCUUUUUCUUUCAUGCUUUUUGAACAUCGAAAUGUAAAUCAAUGAAUGCGGAACUUUUCUAAAAUCUC
Molecule: messenger RNA, 1111 nt
Organism: Dissoconium aciculare CBS 342.82
Lineage: Eukaryota; Fungi; Ascomycota; Dothideomycetes; Mycosphaerellales; Dissoconiaceae
Product: methyltransferase domain-containing protein
Exons: 1
Coding region: 175-966 (263 amino acids)
Molecular function (GO): S-adenosylmethionine-dependent methyltransferase activity
Source: RefSeq, a predicted model, not a curated record